This is a messenger RNA of Toxorhynchites rutilus septentrionalis, 865 nucleotides long. Its product is annotated as interleukin enhancer-binding factor 3. NCBI's taxonomy places the organism in Eukaryota, Metazoa, Arthropoda, Insecta, Diptera, Culicidae. The transcript has 2 exons. The record is from RefSeq and is a predicted model, not a curated record. The coding region runs from base 137 to 736 and encodes 199 amino acids.
UCGUUUCAUUUAGCCUCAUCUUUCAGUGUUGUCCUAGUGCAAUAAGGUAAACAAAAGUUGUUUACUGUUGUUACCUACUUUUGGUACCCGUAGAAGAAUAAAAAUCGCGUCUCGAGGCAAUCCGCUUCCAUCCGCCAUGUCUUCCUCGCCAGUAGACCAUCGUACAGCGUUCGAUUCGCCCGAGAACAAAGACAGUGCGCCACUUUAUAACAACACCGACGGGUUCCUCCCCCUUGGAUUCAGCACGCCUCAGCAUCGGCAUACGGGACAAAACUCUCAGACGCGUAACUAUUAUUCUGCACAGCCGAAAUAUAUGUUACCACGACAGAGAGGGUUCCAGCAGCAGCGAGGACGGAACAACCAUCACCAGCAAUAUGCCCCAUAUGGCGGUGGCGGCGGAGGCGGUGGAAGUAAUAACGCUGCGAAUGAAGAGGGUCCCAGUAGUAUAGGACCGAUGGACAGAAGACAUUUUAAUAACCGCCAAUGGAAGGGUCAGAAUUUUCAUCCUCGCCAUCAGCAGAGACGGAAUCGAUUUGGGCUGGAGCAUCAUCAGAGCAAAGAUAAAAACUCAUAUAAUAUAAGCGAUUAUUUCCAUCCAUCUAUGUUGGAGGAUCCAUGGAUGCAUUUCACGCAAAAGAAUGAGCGGGAGAAAGUUGAAGGAGCAGAUUCGAGUGAUGCUGGUGGUGGUGCUGGAGGCGGAAGUAGCGGUGGGGGAGGUGGCGGUAGCGAGGAUUGAAUCGGUUCUGUGAGCGUCAAGUCAAGUACCUGCAUUGAAUGAAUAUUUUCUCGAUUUGAUUUUUAAUUUUGAAAAAUAAAAAUUAAGUGAAAUAACUACAUGUAAUGUACAUGUAUUUGAUUGAGUGAA